This is a messenger RNA of Strongylocentrotus purpuratus (purple sea urchin), 3574 nucleotides long. RefSeq names its product membrane-associated tyrosine- and threonine-specific cdc2-inhibitory kinase (gene pkmyt1). Lineage: Eukaryota; Metazoa; Echinodermata; Echinoidea; Camarodonta; Strongylocentrotidae. The record is from RefSeq and is a predicted model, not a curated record. Gene Ontology annotation, biological process: protein phosphorylation. Gene Ontology annotation, molecular function: ATP binding; protein kinase activity.
GUGUACUUUGCGAUCAAUGUUUACGCUGUUUGAAAUAAGGGAUUAGAGAAUGUCUACGUCUACGGCGACAUUGCGUUUUCAUAAUGUCACAGAUCUAGGGGCCUAUAUUAAUCAUAAGGAUGAAUUAUAAUUCUCGAAAGAGUUUUAGUGGCUUUCCAACACCAGCCAGGCCUAUUCCGAAGUUUAUUCAAGAACCAUCGUUCUCACAGAAAAAGAACAAUGGAGCGACCCCACAUGAAUGUCAACCUCCCCGUCCUCCGGCUAAGAGUCUACCCUCAGUCAGUAGAUUGUUUCCUCAUCGAUCAAGAACAGACGAUGAGAACCAAGCAAGGAAUGUCUCCUUCAGACAAGCAGAUCAGUCAUCGGUCCUUGAGAGUGCGCACUAUAACCAGAGCAGUGGAGUUUACUUUGAUCAGUGUUUCAGGGUGGACAGGAGACUAGGAGGAUCAUUUGGAGAAGUCUUUCAGGUGCGGAGUAAAGAGGAUGGCCAGCUCUAUGCAGUCAAGAGAUCAAGAGAUAGAUUCAAAGGAGAGUCGGAUAAGAGGAGAAAGAUGGAAGAAGUGAAGAAACAUGAGAGUCUGUCUAAACAUCCUAACUGUGUAGAGUUCUAUAAGGCAUGGGCUGAAAGAGGCCAUCUUUAUAUACAAACUGAACUCUGUCAAAUGAGUUUGCAGGCUUAUGCUGAGCAGAAUCACAAGAUUCCUGAGAACAUUCUCUGGGGCUUCCUGGUUGAUCUUAUACAGGGAUUGGCUCACAUGCAUUCACAUGGUCUCCUUCAUCUUGAUGUGAAACCAGAAAACAUCUUUAUCUCUUUCCACCAAGUCUGCAAGCUAGGGGACUUUGGACUCUCUGUGGACAUGGAUGAGCAUGAUGUCACAGACACUCAGGAAGGGGACCCUAAAUACUUAGCACCUGAGUUAUUACAAGGACACUUUGGAAUGCAUGCAGAUGUGUACAGCUUAGGUAUUACAAUCCUAGAGCUAGCGAGUGACCUUGAACUACCUCGUAAUGGAGAUUCAUGGCAUGAUCUGAGGCAAGGCAGGAUACCAUGGCAACUAACAGCAGGUAUCUCAUCUGAAUUGAAAGGAUUGAUAAGGUCUAUGAUGGAUCCAGACUUUAGAAAGAGACCAUCCCUUGCAUCCUUGAUGGAGACUAGUCUGGUUCAAAGCACUAUUGCAUGGCAGAGGAGAAAGAGGGUGCUCAACAAAAUGUGGAACACGUUUCAUGGCUUCCUGUCGCUCCUCUUCUCUCUAAUGAGUGCUCUCGUCUUCAAGAUCUUAUCUCCAUCAAGACGUUUCCAUAGUAACAUGAAUGCAGAAGCGAUUGAUGCUCCUGAUCUGAAGCAGAGACAUCCUUCAUCUUGGGAUCUCAGCUUCUCAGACGAUGAGAUAUUUGAGAGUGACAUAUCGCAUAGUUCGUUGGGCUGUCCAUUGGGAAGCCUAUCAUUCUCUAGUGAGGAAGAUACCAGCUCUAUUCAACAUUCAAGACCUAUUCACAACAGUAAGAGUGCAUUGACCCCAGCUACACCCAAACUGAUAAAGAAACAUAGUGGCCCUACACCUAGAAGCUCUUCACCAAUCAUUCUCAACAGACCACCUUCAAGGGUGAGUCCCUAUGGAAGUCCCUGUGGUAGUCCUAACGUAAGCCUGGUCCGCAGCUCUGCUUGGAUUGGUACCCCGGCACGCCCUUCCCCAUCGGUACGCACUUCUAGAUGUACACCCAGUAAACUAGACUUCAGCUCAGGAGACGAUGAGUCAGAGAGACAUGGCAUCAUGAUUGAACCCAGGAGCUUAAGUUUGGAAUUUGAUGAGUUGGAUGAAGACAGUGACUGAAUGAAAGACUACCAUGGACAUGUGCAAUGCUGAGAAAGUUCAUCUAUGAAGAGGAAAAGAAGAAUGGUAUGAAGAAAGGCGUCCAACAUUUGACUUGGAGAAGAUUGGUCCAAUUAUAUCAAGACUAAUACCCGAGUCACAUCUCCAUAUCGACACCAGACUGAUGGAUUCCUGGCUUUUAAAGGGGAAGUCCACCCUGAUAUUAAGUUGCUUUUAAUAGAAGCAGAAAAAUGAGGGAAACAAAUCAGUGAACAUUGAGCAAAAGCCGAUGAAAAAGAAGAAAGUUAUACAUUUUUGAAGUUGUGAUAAAUCAAACACAGAUUGGCAUCUCUUUGACCCACAGCGGUUUGCUUCCAUUUGGGAUAAAUAUUUAGCCAGAAGCAUCAACUAAAUACCAUACCUCAUAUGGCCAAGAAUGUGGUAUAAGCCAAAAUGUUAAAUACUCCCAUUUCUGACUUAAGUAUUGGAAUGAAUACCGGCCCUGAUUCAGAGGUGAUACAAGACCCUAUCUAUUGGUUCUAAUUUUUGUUCUAAAGGUUAAUAGGUUUUCCUAUUGUUUGUAUUCCUGAAACACAAAUACAUGUAUCCCUAUACCAUAGGAUUCCUGAUUGCAAGAAUGGAAUUUAUUUUGAACAUUGGUUGCAUUAUUCUGAGGUCUGAAUAUUCUGAAGGUUUAAUAUUCUAAAAGUGAAACAGAGUUGCAAUUUCAUUUUGAACCUUUGGUGUUACACGUAGGAAGCCUAUUUUCUUGUCGGAAAUAUGAACCUUAUUUCAUUUUCUGAAAUUUAAACCCUUUUUCAGUUUUAGAAUUAUGAACCCAAUUUCAUUUUCAGAGUUAUGAACUUCUUAGAUAAUGAACCUUUGGAUCAACGAAAUGUCAGAGUUUUAAAUAUUUUGAAAAAUAGUUCAUGUAUAUAACCAGAAAUGUAAUGAAGUUCACUCUCGUGCAAAUUGAACUACCGUUUUGUGGUGAUUCACGCUUGGGUCUCAUCUACACAGCUGAUGCAAAGGAUGCCUGGAACCCUGUUUCACAAAGCUUGUGUUCAGUAACAAGCAUCACAUUUCUGUAACAAAUUUGCUCUCAGCCAAUCAAAUGCAACCAUUUCAGUAGCUUAUAACAGUUGUUGCAAUUUGUUAUUGAUAACAAGAUUCAUGAAACAGGGCCCUGGUUUAAAAAAAUCCUCAACUCAAAGCAUGUAUCUCCAGGGGACCAUGAAAGUAACCCAUAUCAGAAUGUAACCAGUCUGUCUCUGCAGAAGCGCAGUUAGCACUAGUCCACUGCCUGGACUGUUGCCGUGUCAUGCGUCCAAUCAGCUGAGAAAUUAACAAACCCUCAACGCUAUAACGAAGACAGCCGUGCCUUUUAUUCUCACCCUCGCAAACGGUCCAUUUGAAUUUGCCUUUCUCUCCAAAAAUUUUCUGGGAGAUUAAGCCCGCCUACAAAUCUACACCCUGUUGAAUGUACACUGAUUGGACAAGUAACGGAACGGGUGUAUUUUCGGGGAUGGCGCGAUCUGUAUUGGUAAUGUGUACGGAAAGACUACAUAGAUGAUUGAAGAAUAAUAAAUAUAUAAAAAAGGGCAGAAUCUGGACUAUGGGUACACUAAUCAUUUCUCUUUCCGUUGAGAAAGCUGCUGUAAUGACAAAAAUUGAAUGUACAGUCAAACUUGUAUAUAAAGACCACCCUUCUUGGCUCCCUUGAGCGGUCUUUAAAUACAGUUUUUCACUGUAUAAAGACUGCU